AAGAUUUUAGUUCAUAUUUCUGGACUUUUCAAAAGAGAAAAUGUUCUUGCAAAAAUGAGAACUUUUCGCUUUGACCAUGAUUUUCGAGAAUUUGUGAAAACUGUAUUUUGCUCAUUUCAACUCUAAUCCAUAAUCAAACCCAUAAUAAUUUAUUACCAAAAUGAUCAGCUCAUCGAGCUCUACAAACUCUGAAAAUUUCAGCCAAUUCUGCGAAAGUCGUGUAUAGAGUGGUACGUUUCCCAUGGAUUCACCCUUUGUUUGAAGAUGGUAGUCAACGAGCUGUCGAAGCAAAAGGAUUAUUAAUUGUAGUAGAAGAACCAAUAUUCGUAGUUACAUUACACAUUCUGCACAAGUUACUUGGUCCUAUAAAAGUCUUAUCAGACAAGUUGAAAGGUACUUGAUGAAGCACAGAGUUGUAGAAAAUAUGAUUACGUCUCAUCUUUAUUUUGUUAAGCUAAAGCACUUGAUUAUGGCAAUGCACAACAAUUGAUUUUAUCAGUUAUGGAAGAACUUCGCCAAUUACGAGAUGAAAAAUCUUUUGAAAAAAUUUUUCAAACAAUUACCAUUUUUUGUCAACAAAACAAUGUUAAUCUCAAUCAAAAACCAAAACAUCGAAAACGAGUUGUGUCUACGAGAUUUAAAGAUUCAGUAAUUAUCAGUACGAUCGGGCAACGAGAUGAUGAAAGUGAAUAUUAUUAUCGAACAUAUAUUUACUAUCAAGUAAUUGAUAAUAUGUUAGUUGAAUUAGAAGAUGGAUUUUCAUCAAAAAGCUUACAACUUUUAUCAGGUAUAUCAUCAUUAUGUCCAGAUAGUAAUACGUUUUUAGAUUUUGAUUCAUUAAAACCAAUUGCAAAUCAUUUAAAUGUUGAUCUUCAAGUCUUAUCCAACGAAUUAAUGGUGGUGAAACUUGUUGCAAAAUAA
Molecule: messenger RNA, 921 nt
Organism: Rotaria sp. Silwood2
Lineage: Eukaryota; Metazoa; Rotifera; Eurotatoria; Philodinida; Philodinidae
Source: the annotation of a GenBank genome assembly